This is a messenger RNA of Cyphellophora europaea CBS 101466, 834 nucleotides long. RefSeq lists its product as uncharacterized. The transcript has 4 exons. NCBI's taxonomy places the organism in Eukaryota, Fungi, Ascomycota, Eurotiomycetes, Chaetothyriales, Cyphellophoraceae. Bases 1 to 834 code for a protein of 277 amino acids. The record is from RefSeq and is a predicted model, not a curated record. Gene Ontology annotation, molecular function: glyoxalase III activity.
AUGACUACCCCACAAGCAGACAAGGAGAAGAAGACAGGGCCCCCUCGGCGUGCUCUCAUUGCCGUCACUUCGGCCCAUGCGCCUCUCUAUCCCGAUGGAAAGGAGACAGGACUCUUUAUCACCGAGGCACUGCAUCCUUUCAACGUCUUCAAGGAGGCCGGGUUUGAGGUCGAUCUGGUGUCGGAGACGGGCAGCUAUCAGGCUGACUGGUUAUCUCAGCAGAAGGACUGGCUGCCGGACGAGGACCGGAAGGUCUGGGAGGAUAGAAACAGCGAGUUCAGAAAGAAGCUCGACGCAGGGCUGAGGCCGGGGGAUUUCAACCCUGACAAUUAUGGCGUCUUCUUUGCCUCGGCCGGCCAUGCCUCGUUGAUAGACUAUCCUGACGCCAAAGGCCUUCAAGCCAUGGCUGCAAAGAUGUAUGGCGACGGCUCUAUCAUCAGCGCAGUGUGCCACGGCGGCGCCAUCUUCCCAGGGGUCAUCUCCCCUCUGACCGGCAAAUCCAUCAUCAAUGGCAGGAAAGUCACAGGCUUCACGACCAAAGGUGAGGAGGAAGAAGGUGUUCUAGACACGAUCAAGUCCUGGAACCGACCCACCAUCGAAAAGGCCGCAGCCGAUAGUGGUGCCACCUAUGUGUCUCCACCAGGGCCGUGGGAUUCGUUCACGCAGACCGACGACCGCAUAGUCACAGGAGCUAAUCCGGCAUCGGCGCAUGCCACCGCUGUCGCGUGCGUCAAGGCAUUUGAAGAAUUAACCAAGAUCCCGAGAAUGGACCAUGACUAUCCUGGGGGUGGAAAUGCUUAUCGCACAACGGAUCAGAACGCGCUAGAUCAAUAG